Penicillium bovifimosum is the source of this 747-nucleotide messenger RNA. RefSeq names its product Chitin-binding domain 3. The coding region runs from base 1 to 747 and encodes 248 amino acids. Lineage: Eukaryota; Fungi; Ascomycota; Eurotiomycetes; Eurotiales; Aspergillaceae. The record is from RefSeq and is a predicted model, not a curated record. The transcript has 2 exons.
AUGAAAGCUACCGCAGUCUUGCUUGUUGGCUCAUUAUCCACCAUUGUUGCUGGACAUGGCUACCUUUGGAAACCAGACAGCCGAACAAAACUCGGGUUCAAGGCUGGCACCGACACCUGCCCCGAGUGCACUAUUCUCGAGCCAGUGUCCUCCUGGCCAGAUCUUGAUGUAGCACCCGUGGGCCGCAGCGGACCCUGUGGAUACAAUGCUCGAGUGAGCGUUGACUACAACCAGCCAGGCAAGAGCUGGGGCUCUGAUGUGGUCACCACCUACAAGGCUGGCGAGGUGGUCGAUGUGGUGUGGUGCCUUGAUCACAACGGUGACCACGGUGGCAUGUUCAGCUACCGUAUCUGCCAAAACCAGGACAUCGUCGACAAAUUUCUGGAUCCCGAGUAUCUCCCCACGGAUGCGGAGAAGCAGGAAGCCGAAGAUUGCUUCGAAGAAGGAUUGCUCGAGUGCACUGAUGUUGAUGGGCAAACUUGCGGUUAUAGUGCUGACUGUGACGAAGGCGCGGCUUGCCAGCGCAACGACUGGUUCACGUGCAAUGGCUUCAACGACACCAAAUGCCAAGGCGUUGACGGUUCAGACCUUGGAUCUUGCGACACAACAAUCUCCGGUGGUUAUACUGUGUCGAAGAAGAUCAAGAUUCCUGAUUAUAUCUCAAACCAUACCUUGAUCUCCUGGAAGUGGAACUCUUUCCAGACAGGUCAGAUUUACCUCUCCUGUGCAGAUAUUGCGAUUGAGUGA